Messenger RNA from Cynara cardunculus var. scolymus (artichoke), 2266 nucleotides. RefSeq names its product casein kinase 1-like protein 11. Bases 639 to 2051 code for a protein of 470 amino acids. Gene Ontology annotation, cellular component: cytoplasm; nucleus. Gene Ontology annotation, biological process: peptidyl-serine phosphorylation; endocytosis; signal transduction. The record is from RefSeq and is a predicted model, not a curated record. Gene Ontology annotation, molecular function: protein serine/threonine kinase activity; ATP binding. The transcript is spliced from 15 exons. Lineage: Eukaryota; Viridiplantae; Streptophyta; Magnoliopsida; Asterales; Asteraceae.
CCACUUUUCCCAAAAAAGACUCGGCGUCUGCUUCAAUUCUUUCGUUCUUGCACAGAUCCUUUGGAAUCUAACCCCUAAAAAGGAUUUCCCCGUCGAUUUCGUGUUUUAAGAUUCAUCUCGUCCGAUCUGACUUCAAAAAUCUCUCUCAAUCUUCACUUCCUUUUAACCCUUUGCCUCAUUCGUCCGUAACACACAAUCGUGUAUAUACAUAUAAAUAUAUCAUCAUCAUCAUCAUCGAGUCUUACAUUAAUGUGUUUCAAAAAUCAUAUUUUGAUUUGAUUUUUGACUACACCAUUUUUACUAUCUCGAUGAUGUAGGUUCUAGGGUUUUAUACUGAUUCAUUGUUUUUGUUCAUCUGUAUAUCAUAAAAUCGGUACCCAAAGCUUCCUUGUUAGCUUUGAACUUUUUCGCAUCGCUAGAAUACAUCCUCAUUAUUCUCCGAACAUUUUCAUAUCAAACUUUGUUUAUAGAUUUUGGAAAUUAGGGCUGUGGAGACUUUUGUUUUGGCGAAUACUUGCUGUGGAUUUAGGUGGAUCUGGUGGAUUUUGUAGAUUUUAGCUUUUUGAGUCGGUGAAUUUUGUCAAAACAAUUGAAGAACGGAAGAUAAUUAUUUGGGUUUAUUUGGUUGGGAUUUAAUCAUGGAUCAUGUGAUUGGUGGAAAGUUUAAGCUCGGGAGGAAGAUUGGUAGUGGAUCAUUUGGAGAGCUUUAUUUGGGAGUAAAUGUACAAAGUGGAGAAGAAGUUGCUGUGAAGCUGGAAUCUAUCAAGACCAAGCACCCCCAACUUCAUUAUGAGUCCAAAUUGUACAUGCUUCUUCAAGGAGGAACUGGUGUUCCCCACCUGAAAUGGUUUGGUGUUGAAGGGGAAUACAAUGCUAUGGUCAUUGACCUUCUUGGACCCAGUUUGGAAGACUUGUUUAAUUAUUGCAAUCGGAAGUUGACACUGAAAACAGUUUUAAUGCUUGCAGAUCAGUUGAUAAACAGAGUUGAAUAUAUGCAUUCAAGGGGUUUUCUUCACCGUGACAUAAAGCCAGACAACUUUUUGAUGGGUCUAGGACAGAAGGCAAAUCAGGACAUGCUUGCAGUUUACAUUAUUGAUUAUGGUCUUGCGAAGAAGUAUAGGGAUCUCCAGACUCACAAGCAUAUAGCAUAUAGGGAAAACAAAAAUCUCACAGGCACAGCUCGUUAUGCCAGUGUUAACACCCACCUUGGAGUUGAGCAAAGCAGGAGGGAUGAUCUGGAAUCUCUUGGUUAUGUACUCAUGUAUUUCCUGAGAGGAAGCCUUCCCUGGCAGGGGUUGAAAGCUGGCACUAAGAAGCAGAAGUAUGAUAAAAUUAGUGAAAAGAAGAUGCUUACUCCCAUUGAGGUGCUUUGCAAAUCUUAUCCUUCCGAAUUCAUAUCAUAUUUUCAUUAUUGCCGAUCAUUGCGAUUUGAUGACAAGCCUGAUUAUUCGUACUUGAAGAGGCUUUUCCGUGAUCUGUUCAUUAGAGAAGGUUAUCAGUUUGACUAUGUAUUUGACUGGACUAUAUUGAAGUAUCCCCAAAUUGGCUCCAGUUCUAGAGGAAGGACGACUGCAAAAUUUCCAUUGAACCCUGGACCAUCAGCAGAGAGAGCAGAAAGGACCACCCCAGUGAGACAAGAGGUUCGAGAUAGAUUCUCAGGUGCAGUCGAGGCACUUACUAGACGGAAUGGUUCUGGUAGCGGUUUGCAUAAUGAUCAUCCGAGGCACAGAUCUUCAGAGCAUGUAACAUCGUCUAAGGAUGUGCAUGGUGAUGGUGACAGAGGUCGCAUUUCACGGAAUGGUAGUACUUCAAAGCGAGCAGUCGUGUCAAGCAGCCGGCCAAGCUCAUCUGGUGAGCCAAGUGAUGGUCGAACCAAGCGGCUGGGCUCAGGCAGUGGUCGCAUAUCAACCACCCAAAGACUUCACUCUCAACCUGGAUUUGAGUCCAAGUCAUCGUCUUUCACGCGUCCUGUAGCCUCAAGAGGUGGUCGUGAUGAUGCUCUUCGGAGCUUUGAGUUGUUAACCAUUGGCACAGGAGGUAAGAGGAAAUAGAGAAACUAUCACUUAUUUAAUAUAUGGUCCCUGGAAGUACAACUUGCAUCUGCAUAUGUUUCCAUCAAUUUCCAUAAUCUGUUCACAGCGAAACCUAAAAAUUGGUUAUUGGUUCGUUAUUUCUUUCUUCCCACUGUAAUGUUUGCUUUUGGUUCUAUGUUGGAGACCUUGUCGUUUAAGCUUUAUUUUUUCAAGAGAAACGGUCAUUUACAUGU